Molecule: messenger RNA, 891 nt
Organism: Trichoderma aggressivum f. europaeum
Lineage: Eukaryota; Fungi; Ascomycota; Sordariomycetes; Hypocreales; Hypocreaceae
Exons: 3
Coding region: 1-891 (296 amino acids)
Cellular component (GO): membrane
Molecular function (GO): GTP binding
Source: RefSeq, a predicted model, not a curated record
AUGGCAUGGGUUCCUCUUAUCCCAGGCGCAGUGGCUGGUCUCUGGAAGGGCUAUGAAGAGAUAGUCGCACGUCCUCAAAGGAGAGCUCGCCAAGCCCAGCAGAGGCUGAGGGAGUCGCAGGAAAGAGAGCGAGAAAGUGAGCAAAGACGAAUAGCACUACUACAAGAGCUGGGUUAUGAUACAGACCAGCCAGCAAUUACAAAAGAGCUUAUACUCAGCGCUCAGGAUACGGUGGGUUAUGACAAAGGCAAACAGAAUAUUGUCUUCGCCGGCAACGUCAAUGUCGGAAAAUCAUCACUCAUCAAUGCCAUUUGCAAUAAAGGCGGAAAUGACGAAGGUGCUGCCCGCGUGGGCUCUAAUCAAGUGACGAUGGGCAUAACUCGCCACGAGAUACCCAACCACCCGGAGAUUGUGCUCUACGACAUUCCCGGUGCGGGGACCCAGGAUGUGAGGGCGUUCCAGUAUUACCAUGAUCAGAUGCUGUACGCGUUUGAUACUGUUGUCCUCGUCCACGACACUACCCUGACUGAGGCCGACAUCCGAUUGCUCAAAAUGUGCAUCCUUUCCGAUCAAAAAUGCCUUGCCGUCCGAACCAGAUCCGACGAUCAUAUACGAAACUGCGAGUAUGACAAAGAGUGCAACAACUUGGAGGAAACAAGGCAGAUAUUUCUCAGCGAGGUCCGUGAAGACAUCCGGCGCUGUCAAGAGCAAAUCUCUGCUUCUUGGCCGGAGCGUGAAGUCCAAUUCCGGGACUACGUCGUGUCCUCCCGGUCGAUGAGGAGCUUCAUGGGCCAAAAGGCGUCGCCAAAGGACGCGGCUACUGCUUAUAUUGAUGAGCUGGAUUUUGCGUUUGCCUUGUCUCCAACUUUGGUGGUGAAUGUUGACAACUAA